AUGUCAGAAAGUUUGAAAGAAUUGGACUUGCUACAGUCGCCUGUUUUUGUUACAGAAACCUUUACACAAAGGGCUCGUGAUAGUGGCUAUUUUGAGACCAAGUCCUGGGAAGAUCUUCUGCAAUGCUUUAAAUCUGCAAUUAUGAAAAUGUUCGAUGAAUUUUUGAAAGUUAAAGAGAGCCUUGUAUCUCUUCAGACAGGGUCAGCCUGUGGGAUGAACUUUAUCGUAGAUUCUAUCAAAUACAUCAGAGAACCAAAGAAUGAGAUUCUCAAGUGCUACUUCCAGUUUUACGAGCUGAAUAAUCCGCAAGGUGUAUUUGGUUUCACCGAUAUUAAUGAGUACACUUAUGUGAAAACAUAUCUAAGAAAGAGCACAUGGUAUUGUGAAGUUGAUAUGGAUAAUUUUUGGAAAUGA
This is a messenger RNA of Metschnikowia bicuspidata var. bicuspidata NRRL YB-4993, 414 nucleotides long. RefSeq lists its product as uncharacterized. The record is from RefSeq and is a predicted model, not a curated record. The transcript is spliced from 2 exons. Bases 1 to 414 code for a protein of 137 amino acids. Lineage: Eukaryota; Fungi; Ascomycota; Pichiomycetes; Serinales; Metschnikowiaceae.